GAAGAGAGAUCAAGAAACUGGUGCGUAGCCUCAUCAUUCGCUACGUACGUAACAGUUAAUAACUAAAAACCAUUAAUUAAUUCGCGCCAAAAAACCCUCCUACUCCUUCAAGGUCAAGGCCCCACCAUGAUUCGCAUAACAAAUUGCAUAUUUUCAAUGAUGAAUAUAAUGCUGAUGAUGUUUGGCAUCGCCACCAUCAGCUCUUCCUUGUACCUCCGCCAGCACAGCGGCUCUGAUUGCCAGAAAGUCCUCCAGAAUCCGUUAAUGAUAAUAGGAGUGUUCAUAUUGGUUAUGGCUUUGAUAGGGCUAAUGGGUUCAUUCUGGAACGUCACCAUUUUCCUGUGGAUGUAUUCUUUUGUUUCAUUUGUUAUGGUGAUUGGGUUGGCGGCUUACCUGGCCCUCACUUUUGUCGUUACGAAUGAAGGUGCAGGCAAGGCCUUGUCAGGGUUAGGGUUUAAGGAGUACAGGCUUGGAGACUACUCCAACUGGCUGCGAAAUCAUUUUGAGCAAGGGAAGAAUUGGGAUGAGAUUAGGAGUUGUUUGGUUGAUGCUCAGGUCUGCAGGAGUCUUGGUCUUGAUGUUUAUCAGGAGGCUUCAGAUUUUUAUAAGCAGCAAUUCUCUCCAGUUCAGUCCGGUUGCUGCAAGCCACCGAGAUACUGCGGAUUUGAGUUCAAGAAUGCCACAUUCUGGAUAAUGCCAAAAUCAGGUCCGUCAGUGGAAGACAGUGACUGCACCACAUGGAGUAAUACCCAGGAUAAGCUGUGCUAUGACUGCAAGUCAUGCAAGAGGGGAGUUCUAGACAAUAUUAAGAAUGAAUGGAGAAGUUUAGCUGUAAUGAAUUUCUGCCUCCUUGCUUUUGUUGUCCUUGUUUACUCUACUAGUUGUUGCACCAGGAGGAACCUUAGCCAAUCCAAGUACUACAAAGACUACUACCCUUGAACAUCAUUUUAAUUUGUUCUUUUUUGGUUUUUAGUUAUUUAAUCUAGUUUUAGAUUAGGUUUCUUAAGACCUCAUUCAUUUACAUAAGAUUAAUUCAUUAACUAAUUAAAUUACUGGCUAAUGGAUCUUUUCUGAAAGUAUUGUUGCAUCUGGCUCUCUUUUUAUCAAAUGGAUAGUGUGUUACUGUUGGAAAAAGUUCAAAAUUGAGAUGUAGCGUUUCCACAAAUUAUGCCGUGC
Messenger RNA from Hevea brasiliensis (rubber tree), 1176 nucleotides. Its product is annotated as tetraspanin-8-like. Gene Ontology annotation, cellular component: plasmodesma; plasma membrane. The record is from RefSeq and is a predicted model, not a curated record. Gene Ontology annotation, biological process: auxin-activated signaling pathway. NCBI's taxonomy places the organism in Eukaryota, Viridiplantae, Streptophyta, Magnoliopsida, Malpighiales, Euphorbiaceae. The transcript has 2 exons. The coding region runs from base 127 to 939 and encodes 270 amino acids.